Molecule: messenger RNA, 2968 nt
Organism: Tupaia belangeri chinensis (Chinese tree shrew)
Lineage: Eukaryota; Metazoa; Chordata; Mammalia; Scandentia; Tupaiidae
Gene: ARHGAP25
Product: Rho GTPase activating protein 25
Exons: 11
Coding region: 366-2303 (645 amino acids)
Biological process (GO): activation of GTPase activity; signal transduction; negative regulation of small GTPase mediated signal transduction
Cellular component (GO): phagocytic cup
Molecular function (GO): GTPase activator activity
Source: RefSeq, a predicted model, not a curated record
UCGCCUCAGUGAGGCCUGAGAUUCUCUCGAACAGGAGUUUUGCUUCCCAUGACGCAGAGCAAAGUAGCAACUGGGAUAUUUCUGGUAAAACUGAAAGCAAGAAAAGCGGGGUGCCGGCCCCCGUGGGACUGUGGGUGGGGGUAGGGAGUUUAGGUGCCAUCCUCAAGUGACAGAUGGAUGGAUCUCUCAUCUGAGAGAAAGGAGGAGACACGUUGGCAAAUCAACCUCAAACCUAAGAUUGCUUGUGAAGCAAUCCUAAGAGGGAAACCAGACCCAAGCUAGAGGAAAAGAUCGGAAAGGCAAGAAAGGCGUGGAUUGCGACAAACUCUUUGCUUCGCCAGCUACUCAUCCAAACCAGAAGCAAAAUGUCCCUAAAGUUGCCAAGGAACUGGGAUUUUACCCUGAAAGUGGAGGCUGCGAAAAUAGCUCGGUCAAGGAGCGUGAUGACCGGCGAGCAGAUGGCAGCCUUCCAUCCGGCGUCCACCCCCAACCUGCUGGAAAGGCCCAUCAAGAUGGGCUGGCUGAAGAAGCAGAGGUCCAUCGUGAAGAACUGGCAGCAGAGGUACUUUGUGCUGAGGGCACAGCAGCUCUACUACUACAAGGACGAGGAGGACCUGAAGCCGCAGGGCUCCAUGUAUCUACCAGGAAGUACGAUCAAGGAGAUUGCCACAAACCCAGAUGAAGCUGGCAAGUUUGUCUUUGAAAUCAUUCCAGCCUCAUGGGACCAAAAUCGGACAGGACAGGACUCCUACGUCCUCAUGGCCAGCUCCCAGGCGGAGAUGGAAGAGUGGGUUAAAUUCCUCAGGAGAGUUGCUGGCACGCCCUCUGGAGCGGUAUUUGGCCAGCGCUUGGAUGAGACUGUGGCCUAUGAACAGAAAUUCGGGCCCCAUCUGGUGCCCAUCCUGGUGGAGAAAUGUGCAGAGUUCAUCCUGGAGCACGGCCUGAAUGAAGAGGGCAUCUUCCGCCUGCCAGGGCAGGACAACCUGGUGAAACAGCUGAGAGAUGCUUUUGAUGCCGGGGAGCGGCCCUCCUUUGACAAAGACACAGAUGUGCACACUGUGGCCUCCCUGUUAAAGCUCUACCUCCGAGACCUUCCAGAGCCUGUGGUUCCCUGGAGCCAGUAUGAAGGGUUCCUGCUUUGCGGGCAGCUCAUGAAUGCAGAUGAGACAAAGGCUCAACAGGAGUUGAUGAAGCAGCUUUCUAUCCUUCCUCGUGAUAACUACAGUCUUCUGAGCUACAUCUGCAGGUUCCUCCAUGAAAUCCAGCUGAACUGUGCUGUUAACAAGAUGAGCGUGGACAAUCUGGCAACUGUGAUUGGAGUGAAUCUUAUCAGGUCAAAGAUUGAAGACCCUGCUGUGAUCAUGAGAGGAACUCCUCAGAUCCAAAGAGUGAUGACCAUGAUGAUAAGAGAUCAUGAAGUCCUCUUCCCCAAGUCCAAGGAUGCACCCCUGUCACCCCCUUCCCAGAAAAGUGACCCCAAGAAAGCUCCAGUGGCCCGAAGCUCUGUGGGCUGGGAUGCGACAGAAGAUACUCCAAUUUCUAGGACAGACAGCUUCAGUAACAUGACAAGUGACUCUGAUGCAACUAGCCCCACUGGACAACAGCCGAGUGAUGGUUGUCUGGAGGAUACCAGCAAAGCCCUCAGAGAAAAGCUAGGAGAUUGGAAGGUGCAAUCUCGAAAACGGACUCAAACUCUCCCUAACCGGAAAUGUUUCUUGACAUCAGCUUUUCAAGGUGCCAACAGCAGCAAAGUGGAGAUAUUUAAAAAUGAGUUCUGGUCACCUGCAGAGGUGAAGGCAGGGGAAGGGCACAGGAGAACAAUGUCUCAAGAUCUGCACCACCUUUCUGACCCCCAGCGGACUUCUACCUACGAUAAUGUCCCUGCCCUGCCAGGGUCGCCUGGGGGAGAAGCGAGUGAGCAUUCCUCCCAUGCCUGUGACUCAAAAAGAGAUGCUCCUGCCAGCCCAGACUCUGAAAGUGGGUCUGGAAAAAAGAACUCUGGAGUAGAAGAACUUGAUUCUUUGCAGAAAAUGGUCCAGGAGCUACGGAAGGAAAUAGAAACACAGAAGCAAAUGUAUGAGGAACAGAUUAAAAAUCUUGCCAAGGAAAAUUAUGAUGUCUGGGCUAAAGUGGUGAGACUCAACGAAGAACUGGAGAAAGAGAAGAAGAAGUUUGCAGCCUUGGAAAUCAGCCUCCGCAACGUAGAACGCUCCCGGGAGGAUGUUGAGAAGAGGAACAAGGCCUUGGAAGAAGAAGUCAAAGAAUUUGUAAAGUCCAUGAAGGAGCCUAAGACAGAUGUUUGAGAAUCCCAAGGAAUACCACAGGGACAGCCAGAGAGGCCAGCUCUGCUCCCUUUCUUGGUGCUACCUGAUGACCAAGAAGCAAAAUUACCCCCUAAGAGGGAAAAGACAUUUGGAGGACAAACACCACAUUUCCCAGUAAAUAAAUUGAUGGAGUUUUUAAGAAGAUGAAGGUGAACAGAGACACACGUGGACAUCUGUAACGACCUGUUGCUUUUUCACAAAGACUACAUUAUUCCACCAUGGUCUCAGGCAGAGUGAAAUGGAACCUUCCACAGCUGGAUUACUGAACCUGAUGGAGGCAUUUGAGGCUGGUAUAUCUCAGGACCCAGGCAACAGGCUAGCCUUAUCCUGAGGCUGGGCCCAAGUGUCAGGUCUUUGGGUUUUUUUUUUUUUUUGUGUGUGUGUGUGUGUGGGACAACUCAUUUAGUCAGGUGGACCCAGGAUGUCUCUGAGACAUGGGCAGAAAAUGCUAUUUGGUUUUCAUGUGCUCACUCAUGGAGUGCCAUGUUUUGGGAAGCCAUACCUACAGAAACCAGAGCCAGACCAUGAUGCACGUUACCUAGGGCUUCUCAAAAUUAUUCAGACUGAGACAAAACAAAUAAUAAACUGUAUUUAUGAAAGCAAAAUCAAUGAGAAAAUUAUAUUCAAAUAAAGGAAAAACCCAG